Molecule: messenger RNA, 2498 nt
Organism: Erinaceus europaeus (western European hedgehog)
Lineage: Eukaryota; Metazoa; Chordata; Mammalia; Eulipotyphla; Erinaceidae
Product: transmembrane protein 132D
Exons: 6
Coding region: 990-2498 (502 amino acids)
Source: RefSeq, a predicted model, not a curated record
ACCCACCUUUGUACACAGGCAGGAAGGGGAACCCAGGAGGGGUGGGUGCAGGGCCACCAGAGGGAGGUGGGGUUUACUUUGCGGAUUGGGGCUCACAGCUGUCACUCUGAAAGGGUGGGGCUUUUUUUUUUUUUUUUUUUGAAACGCUUGGAAGGCAAAACCCCAAACCCGCACCGGGCAGCGCGGCGCUCGCGUCCGCUCCGGAUGCGGUCCUGGCCAAGCGGGGCCCGGGCGCCGGCGGACGGGUGGCAGCUGCGGCGUCCAGCCGGCUUCCCGCGCCCGCUCUCCCUCCCCCGCGCGCAGCUGGCCCGGCGCCCCCCAGCGCCUGGGGGGCGCCCCGCGUCUCCGCAGCCGGUCGUGCGCUCUGCGCGCCCGGAGCCCGCGAGCCCUACCCCGCCAGGGCUGGCGUCGGCUCCGGAGCGGCUGCACCCCAGCAAACUUUGGGCGCCGGCGUGCGCGCCAGCCCCGGGGCGCGGCGGGCCCGGGAUGGGGGCCGUGAGCUCGCGCGCCCCGCGCCGCCCCUCGCGCCGGGCCGCUCGGCUGGGGGCCUGGGCGCCGCCUCCGCCAGAGCGCCGGGCGCUGCAGCCCCGCCGCCUCUGCGCCCGCGCCGGCACCUGCUAGCCAGCUCCGAGCCCUGCGCGCCGCCACAGUCCUGUGCACCCUUUUUGGACCGCCCGGGGGCCACUCCGCGCCGGGGGCGCAGGGGAAGGAGCACAUCCUCGGGGAUGCACCGGAGCGUUGCCCGGUGGGCGUGAAACGACGAGGUGGCGUCUGGGACCCAGGAGGGCAACUCCAAGUCCCCGCGCGCUCGGCGCCCCGGCCAGGCCAUGGGGUGGCGGGGGCUCGGCGCUGGGCGCUGGGGCCGCGGGGGUGCCUAGCCCAGCUCUCUUCCGCCGCCGGCACCGCCCCGGGCCUCCGGGGGCUCGGCCACUCUCCACUUGGCCCAGACGGCCCCUGGGAGCCUAGGACGUGAGCUCCGGGGCUCCAGCAUGUGUCCGUCUGACAUGGGGGCGCGGUGGCACCAUUGGUCUCCUGUGCUCAUCAGCCUGGCCGCCCUGUUCUCCAAAGUGACGGAGAGCAGGGGCAUCCUGGAGAGCAUCCAGAGGUUUUCUUUGCUGCCCACUUACCUUCCUGUGACCUACCACAUCCACAACGCCGAUGUGGCCUUCUUCCUGAAGGAAGCCAACCAGGACAUCAUGCGCAACUCCAGCCUGCAGUCCCGUGUGGAAUCUUUUCUGAUCUACAAAGCCAGGAGCCUACCUGUUCUCAAUGCCAGCUAUGGGCCCUUCUCCACCGAGCAGGUGGUGCCCCAGGAUUUAAUACUGCCUUCCAACCCACUUGGUCCCACCAACAAGUUUUCUCUGAACUGGAAACUCCAGGCCCGCAUCGUGCGGGAGAAGAUCUACCUGAGCCGGCCCCGAGUGCAGGUGCUGUUCCAGGUGGUGGGCAGAGACUGGGACCAACACAGCACCGGGGACAUGCUGCCCUGCCUGCGGGUGUUUGCUUUCAGGGAGACCAGAGAAGUGCGAGGCAGCUGCAGGCCACAGGGAGACCUGGGGGUGUGUGUGGCUGAGCUGGAGCUGCUCACCGCCUGGUUCAGUCCCCCAACGGUUUUGGCUGGCAGGAAGAAAGUGGCUGAGCAGCCUGAGGGCAGUCCUGUGGAGCUUUACUACAGCGUGCACCCCGGGGAUGAACGGGGAGACUGUACCAAGGAAGAUUCCAGAAAGAAUAAUGGGGUCCGCAGAGGCCACAAUGACAUUGAUGAGUCGGGCCCCCCUUUGCAGAGAAUUGGGAGUGUUUUCCUCUACCAGACACAGGGCCGGCUUCCCCUCAGAGAGCUGCGGUUGGAUAACCAUGUGACUGUCUACUAUAGUCCAAAGACUGCAAGGCAAGGGGAUGUGCUCACCUUUCCCAUCUCAGUCUCCAAAAAUUACACUGAGGACCACUUCACACUAAGGGCAAAGGUGAAGAAAGGUGUGAACAUAAUUGGAGUGAGAGCCAGCAGCCCCUCCAUUUGGGAGGUCAAGGAAAACUUGGAUUACACCAGCAAGUAUGCGCCAGCUGUCAUUGUGUGUCAGAAAAAACCCACUGUCUCAGAAAACAGUGCGGAUGGGACUUCUGAUGAGGUCAUGCAGAUCGACAUUGAAAUAGAAGGGCCCAGUGACCCACCUGUCACUCAGCUGGUCACCUGGCAGGUGGAAUAUCCUGGCGACAUCACCUCUGACUUGGGUGUGUCCAAGAUUUUCGUGAGUCAGAAGGAGCUGAUGGGCAUGGUGCCGAUGGCCAUGGAGGUGGAAAUCCUGAACACGGCCAUCCUUACCGGGAAGACGGUGUCUGUGCCGGUCAAGGUUGUGUCCGUGGACGAGGAUGGCACGGUGACAGACCUACAGCGAGCCGUGGAAUGCAGAUCAUCAGAUGAAGACGUCAUUAAGUCCCACACUGAGAUCACCCAACAGCAUAUUUCUUCGACCAUAUUCCUAAUCACAAAUGAUGUAUGA